Molecule: messenger RNA, 2082 nt
Organism: Pelmatolapia mariae (spotted tilapia)
Lineage: Eukaryota; Metazoa; Chordata; Actinopteri; Cichliformes; Cichlidae
Gene: klhl43
Product: kelch-like family member 43
Exons: 6
Coding region: 1-2082 (693 amino acids)
Cellular component (GO): cytoplasm; nucleus
Molecular function (GO): protein binding
Source: RefSeq, a predicted model, not a curated record
AUGCCUCCCAAGAAGAAGGCCUCCCGUCCGAAGAAGGCUGCCGUGGAAACCAUCUCUCAGGUCGCCAUGGAGGCUGUUUCAGCCACCUUGAAAGUGGAGAACCGUGGCGACGGUGUUGUGGUGAUGGAGAGCGGGGUGAAGAAGAUUGAGCAGAUGGCAGCUCUGGACAUCGCUCAGCUGAACACCCUCAACCUACCCCUGCCGCCGCCCGUCAUCAAGCCCGGAGAGAGAGGCCUCGGCCUGGGCAGCGAGCUCACGCGACCCCUGCACGGCAACGCCCUGCUGGAGGAGCUCAGCAAGAUGCGCCAGGAGAAGUUCCUGACUGAUCUGGAGUUGGCUUGUAAGACAAAAGCCUUUGAUGUCCACAAACUGGUGAUCUCCUCAGUCAGUCAGUACUUCAGGGAGAUUCUGGCCAAAGACCCCAGCAUGAAGCGCCUCGAGCUCCCCUCCCUUUCGCCUCUUGGUCUGGCCAACGUCAUCACCUUCGCCUACCUGGGUCGCGUCCACAUGUCCCUGUACACCAUCAGCUGCACUGUGUCCGCCGCUGCCACCCUGCAGAUCCCGCAGCUCCUCAAGAUGUGCGUGGACUUCCUGCUGGCCGAGCUCAACGUGCAGACCUGUGUCUACAUCUGGAACAUCGCCGCCGCCUACGCCCUCCUGCCUGUGUGCGACGCCGCCCGCCGCUUUGUGCUGGAGAACUUUGUGCAGUUUGCAGAGACACCGCUCUUCAACCAGCUGACCUUGGAGCAGAUCUCGGCCUUCCUGCAGGACGACUCACUGCUGCUGCCUUCAGAGGUCACCGCCUUCAAGCUCGCCAUGAAGUGGCUCGACUUUGACGCCUCCCGUCAGGUUCACGCCGCAGAGCUUCUGUCGCACGUUCGCUUUGAGACCAUCCCGGCCAGCGAGCUGGUGAGCCAGAUCCAGCCUGUGCCGCGCAUGAUGCAGGACCCCCAGUGUCACCGCCUGCUGGUGGACGCCAUGAACUACCACCUGCUGCCCUACCAGCAAAACACCCUGCAGUCCCGACGCACGCAGGUCCGCGCCGGGCAUCAGACUCUGCUCAUCGUCGGAGGGCGUCCGUCUCUCACCGAGAGAGCUCUGAGCCGAGAGGUGCUGUGGAGGGACCCUCGUGACGGAGGAGCCACCUGGCGUCACCUCACCCAGCUGCCAGCAAAGAGCUUCAACCAGUGCGUGGCUGUGAUGGACGGUUUUCUGUAUGUGGCGGGAGGAGAGGACCAGAACGACGCCCGAAACCAGGCGAAACACGCCGUCAGCACCCUCAGCAGAUAUGACCCUCGCUUCAACACCUGGCUCCACCUGGCCAGCAUGCGUCAGCGCCGCACACACUUCUCCCUGGCUGCCAGCGGCGGUCGACUGUUCGCCAUUGGCGGGCGCAACGUGGAAGGUCUCCUAGCCACCAGCGAGAGCUACCUGCCCUCCUCCAACACCUGGCAGAUGCGUGCCCCCAUGGAGAUGCCCCGCUGCUGCCACGCCAGCGCCACUCUGCCCUCCGGAGACAUUCUGGUGACCGGUGGCUAUAUCAACUGCGCCUACUCCCGCUCUGUGGCGUGCUACAACGUGGAGACCGACACCUGGACCGAGAAGCCUCCCAUGGAGACGCCCCGCGGCUGGCACUGCUCCGCCACCGUCAGAGGGAAGGUGUACGUGGUGGGAGGAAGCCAGCUGGGGCCCGGUGGAGAGCGGGUGGAUGUGCUGUCAGUGGAGGUCUACUCUCCUGAGAGUAGAUCAUGGAGCCGGGCCGCCCCGCUGCCUCUUGGUGUGAGCACUGCAGGUCUGUCCUCGCUGGCAGAAAAGCUGUACCUGCUGGGCGGCUGGAAUGAAGCAGAGAAACGCUACAAGGCGGCCGUGCAGAAAUACGACCCGGCCACAGACAGCUGGUCUAUGGCCGAGGAUCUUCCAGAGCCCACGGUUGGAGUCUCCUGUUGCACCCUGACGCUCCCGCAUCGCCAAACACCACGCCGGCAGCACCGCAACACCCCGGGUAACGAAGACCAGCAGCAGGUCACCAAGAACCGAAGCAGAGAGAGCAGCACGUCUCCAUCACAGAGCACCACCGCAUAG